Molecule: messenger RNA, 4250 nt
Organism: Thunnus maccoyii (southern bluefin tuna)
Lineage: Eukaryota; Metazoa; Chordata; Actinopteri; Scombriformes; Scombridae
Gene: arhgap27
Product: Rho GTPase activating protein 27
Exons: 18
Coding region: 210-3161 (983 amino acids)
Biological process (GO): signal transduction; regulation of GTPase activity
Cellular component (GO): cytoplasm
Molecular function (GO): protein binding
Source: RefSeq, a predicted model, not a curated record
UAAAAAAAAAAAAAAAAAGAGCUUGAAAAGAGAAACCUGAGAUUGCCAAGUGACAUCACGCUCAGCCGUGGUUGAUGCACGCUUCCUGGCUUCCUGCCUUGUGGUGAAGCAGCUUUCAAUCUGCUGCAGUCUUCUAGCAGCCUCUCCAAGAUGUUGAUGCUGUAUCUAUGACGAUGCAUUGACACACACACACACGAUUACGCCGGAGCAUGGAGCUGUCAGUGCAGUAUGAGUAUGAGUACACUACGAGGGAUGGUCGCCUCGUGUGCAUCAAGCCUGAUGAAAUUUACAUCCUGGUCUCCAAGACUAAUGAGCACUGGUGGCACGUGUGCAAAGACAGGGACUCCAGGCCCUUCUAUGUCCCAGCGCAGUAUAUGAAGGAGCUCCCAUCAUGCACUGGAGACUCUCCUGGUCCUGAUAAACUGGAUUCAACUGAGAGUGAGGCUGACAGUAAGCCAGUGGACGAGGCUAAUGUAACACCAGAUACAGCUACAACAACAGUGAGGCGUGUAUCAGCUCAGAACGCUCCAAGAGAGACACACCGGUUCUCCACUUUUGGUUUCUGUGGGGAGAUACCAGAUGUGAAACCUUGUGAGACUCUGGAGGAAGUAAAGAUCACCAAAAGCUCUGCACACACUCUGGAUAAUAUAGAGACACAUAGUUCAACAGGAGACAUGCAGCUGUAUGCAACACCUCAUCAUGUCACGAAGAUCAGAAAUGGACCAUCACAAUCAAACAGCUCACCGCAGGAUGAAAAAGUAGAGCAGCCGCAGACUAUUCUUGACGAUGAAGAUAUGAGCUUCCCUUUGCCCCCAGAUUUACCGAUAUAUGACACCAUACCAGAGCUGAUCACCACAACGUUUGAUACAAUACUUUCUGAGCUGCCGGAUCCUGUUGAUUCAACUCAGCAGCAGAGUUCGAAUCAAACUGCAGAGGAAACUUCUUCUAAAGAUGCACUUCCCGUUGAGCAGGUGAAUAAUGAACGUCGGCUGUCACCCGUCUAUGCCAAUGUAGCACAGCUUCGCCAAAGUAUCUCCGAGUCUCCUCCCUCGGCUCCCUCGUCCUACUCUCCUUCCUGCCCUGACCCAGAGGGAUGGGAGGUGCACGUUGACCAGGAAAGUGGACAGGAGUAUUAUUAUAACCCCACCACGGGGCGCACCACCUGGGACAGCCCCUUUCUAGACUCCCCCACAGACCCUGAGCCGUUCCCUGCAGAGGAGCCUUGUUCCCCCUCACCUCCUCAGUCUCCUGCCCUCUCUCCGUCCACUGCCUCUCCCCCUACGUGUACCUCAGACUGGGAGCAGUUAGUGGAUGAGACCAGCGGUCGUCCCUACUUCUACAAUCCAAUGUCUGGGGAGACGUCUUGGGAGCCUCCAGAACAGCUGAGCCCGUAUCCCCCUCUGAUGGAGCCUAUGAGUGUGCACAGGUUUCACGAGGACGGGCCGCCUCCUCUACCUGAGGAGGACUACCCCUCAGAGGAGUACCCAGCUGCUGAUCGACCAGAGUCCUACGAGGAGCUUCUUGCCACAGGCCCUCCUACCCUCCCUAAGGAGUACACCCUCGGCCACGUGAGCCGGACUAUCAUCCCCAGGGCUAACCUGGACCGCAGUACCCCGGCCGGUUGGAACCUCACUGUGGACUCCAACGGGACCUGGGUGUUCAGCAGUGAACACUCUCCAGAUCAGUGGAUCAAGUCAAUGGAUGAUCAGGGGCAGACCUACUACUACCUGAGAGACGGCUCCAAGUCCCAGUGGCAGUUGCCUGAGGCCCCUGUAGCUCCCGGCCACUCCAGGGUGGAGAAUGGCAUUGAGGCAGACAAUGUGUCAGUCAUCAAGAACUGGAGACACACCAUGGGACCUGCACAGCUCAGCUCAGCUCAUGAUGAUGGGAGGUUCGUCCCAACUCACAGGAGGAACACAUCAGACUACAGCAGCGACAGCUCCAGUACAGGAAACUCUCCAGAGACGCAGCAUAAUGUGCACAACUUAGAGAAAGCUGGCAUUCUCAACAAAACUAAAGUGUGUGAGAACGGUAAAAAAGUCAGGAAAAACUGGACCCAGACAUGGACGGUUCUCCACGGAGGAGUGCUGACGUUCCACAAGGACCCAAAGUCUGCAGCGACAGGGGCCUCGAACAAGACCAAUCAGAUCGUUCCGGAGGUCACGGUGGACCUGCGGGGAGCGGUGAUUGGCUGGGCCUCGAAGGACAAAUCCAGCAAAAAGAAUGUUUUAGAGUUAAAAGGCAGGAACGGCGUUGAGUUUCUGAUUCAGUACGAUACAGAAAGCAUCAUCAAUGACUGGCACAAAGUCUUAAUGGACACCAUACGACAGCUGGAGUACCAGGACCAUCAUUCAGAGGAGGAGGACGCGGAUUUAUACGAGAAGAUUGCAGAGCGAGAUGAAAAGUUGGGAGGCGGCGUUGACAAGCGAAGAGCCUCCAGGUCGACCGUCACACACUCAUCCAGCUCAGCAGGAGACGUGGACCAGAAGAGGGUUCGAACCAAGCUGAUGAAGUUCCUCAUGAAACGCCCGACACUUCAGUCUGUCAAAGAGAAAGGUUACAUCCGAGAAAAUGUGUUUGGUUGCCAUCUGGCCACACUGUGUAACCAGGAGAGGACCACAGUUCCUAGUUUUGUGGAGAAAUGUGUCAGAGCAGUGGAAAAGAGAGGUUUAGACAUUGACGGACUCUACAGAGUCAGUGGGAACCUCGCUGUCAUUCAGAAACUGCGCUUCAAGGCCGAUCACGAGGAACUGGACCUUGAGGACGGCCAGUGGGAAGACGUUCACGUCAUCACCGGGGCGCUGAAGUUGUUUUUCCGAGAGCUUCCUGAGCCACUUUUCCCAUACAGCCACUUUAAUGGGUUCAUCUCAGCCAUCAGAAUUCCUGAUUACAACGUUAAAGUGUCUCAAGUUUGUGACCUGGUCAGAUCACUUCCUGCUUCAAAUCAUGAUACCAUGGAACUCCUUUUUGGGCAUUUACGAAGGGUCAUUCAGUAUGGAGAAGACAAUCGCAUGACCGUGCAGAACGUGGCAAUCGUGUUCGGCCCGACGCUGCUUCGUCCGGAGAUGGAGUCAGCCAACAUCACGAUGCACAUGGUCUUCCAGAACCAGAUAGUGGAGCUCAUCCUGAAUGAAUACGAGCGUAUCUUCCACUCCAGCUAAAGCAGUCACAAGCCUCCGGUGCAGACCUGGGCAAAAAGUCUACAGGUGCUCAAGUUAUUCGAAGUGCUAGAUCCACCUUUUGCAUGCACGUAAACAGCUUCAGAGCAACGUCUAAAAACACAACUCCUCUUGUAAAAUAAGUUAAAGGGCUCCUCAAGUUUUCUCGGCUCAGAAUAUUUGAAGUUUAAGCACGAAAAUGUUGAUAAAGGGAUCUUUUAAAUGGUCUUUGCUGAGAAUAUUUGGAGCAUGUUUAACCACUGUUUUGUCCGGAUUUACUCCAUAGGAGGCUCACACUGUUAGAACUAUCUUUGGCAGUAUUGUAGGAUUGGAAACGGAGCCACGCAGGUGUAGACGGUUGUGGUUUGGUUUCCCGUCUCAGAGCUUUUGAGCUUUUUUGCUUGGGUGGAAGAAUGACUGUAUCACAUUGCUCUCGCUCCCUCAGACUCUAGUGGUCUUCAUCUCACAAGUCACUUUCUGGAGAUUUUAUCUGUUUGUUUUCCUUUUUUUUUUUUUUUUUUUUUUAAUUUGUUUUUGUUUGUCUAAAUGAUAACAGCAGUCUAAUAGAAUCCAAGUCAAACCUGAACGGAUGCAUUAAUGCUCUUUUUAAGAAACGAUCAAGGAUUGCUUCCAUCUUUAUUUUAGAAAGUUUAACAACAUUUUAAAUAUUGUUUUGGAUUUGGAAUGACAAUAUAUCACAUAUGGCAAUAACUGAGAUUGUAUUCUAAUAUUGUGUUUUCUUUCCACAGUCUCAUUUUUAUCCAUGAAUUUUAUUGUAAUAUAGAGAUGUAUAAAAAGAAACAUUAAUACCAACAACUUGCUGUGAAGUAGGCAGUGACAUAGAAGAUUUGUGCAACCUAUAGAUUAUUUUCCACUGAAUUGUAAAACACCAUUUUUCAAUCAUGCUGUACUUGAAGAAACUGUGUAAUAUUAACAUAGAGAUAUAAUCUAGUGAUGCAUUUUUGGGCAGCAAAAAUCAGAAAAGCAGAUACUAGAAGAGAUUUAUGGCCUGUAAAUAGAAAUAGAUGGCAUAUUUAUGCUGAAACUUGUUGAAAAUGCAAAAGUUAUUCAAUAAUAAAAUAACUUUGUAAA